Molecule: messenger RNA, 4214 nt
Organism: Epinephelus moara (kelp grouper)
Lineage: Eukaryota; Metazoa; Chordata; Actinopteri; Perciformes; Serranidae
Exons: 6
Coding region: 465-2246 (593 amino acids)
Source: RefSeq, a predicted model, not a curated record
GACACACAAUCACAUGUAAAUCACAACAGUGUAAAUUUAUCAGUGGAAAGUGAGUUUAAUAACGAAUGAUCUUUCAGUGUCUUUGCUGCAAGACUAAACAUGAAUAAACUUGUUUGAUUCUCAGAGCUGGGUAUGAGCCUUGAGGCAAACCAAACUGGUUUGUUUCUGGCAAAGUGAAUCAGGAAUGAGGAGGAGAAAAAAAAAAAAAAACAGAAGAGUCUGCUUCUCGGCUGUGGAGCUGCCAUUUACGGAGAGUCGCCUUGCUGCAGCUUCAGCCUAUAUACCAAGCUGCUUCUCAGAUUACAGUUGGUCCCGCCCCCUCGGCACACAGCUUAAGCCAGUGGUGAGGCUGCUUUUCAGCAUGGAGGCGUUGCUUUCAGGCUUAACCGCCUGGUUGCCUAGGGAACCGGGCAGCAGAGACAGACGGAUUGGGGAAAAGAAAGCGUUUCCAGGUCAGCUCAAACAUGGAGAGAGGAGCAGAGAGACAAAGAGGAGGUGAUAGGGAGGUGGCAGAGGAAAAAGGCUCGGUGGAGAGGCAGUGGGGGGAGGCAGAGGUGCUGGCUCUCAUGUCAGUGUGGGACGAGGUGGGAGCUCAGCACGUAGCUGAGAGCAGAACCACAUUUGAGUUGAUUUCAGAGCGUCUGAGGAGGCUCAGUGUUGUGCGCAGCUGGUGGGAGUGUCAGGCCAAGUGCAGAAGCCUGGGACUUCAGAGCAGGAAGCCUGACGCAGCAGCAGGCACUUCAGCAAACUACAGCCCAGGAGUGGAUGGAAGGCCAGUGGAGAGCUGGGAGGAAGAGGUGGAAGAUGUGGGUAAUCAAAGAGGAGUCUACCCUUCCUCAGUCACUAUCCCAAUGCAGGAAGGUAAAUGUAUCAAGAGUCUCAUCCAUCGGGCUCUCCCUUACACUGCGAGCGUGGCUGAGGAGGGGGGCCGCCACUGGACGGACGACGAGGUGCGGGCACUGUUGUGCGUCUGGGCUGACCGGCGCAUUCGAGAGCGCUUGAAGUGCACACUACGCAACAAAUCAAUCUUCCAGGAGAUGGCCCGUCAGAUGCAGAGAAACUUUGGGGUGGUGCGCAACUGGAAACAGUGUCGGACUAAAUACAAGAACUUGAAAUACGAUUACAAGACUGCUAAAAGCGCACACGCUGUUGGAGGCAGCGCCGCAGGAGGCCCGGGGAAGUACAUGAAGUUCUUCGAUGAGGUGGAAGCCAUCCUGCUGGACCGGGGACUGGAAAAUGGGACCAUGGAGAUGCAGAAGAGGUUGUAUGAUGGAGAAACGGGAGCAGGGAGGCUGCAGACAACAGCCUCAGAAAAUGAAGUUGUCAUUGAAAUUGAUGAUGAUGACAACAGUGAUGAUUAUGACAUGGACGGAGACGUGGAAGCAAAAUGGAGAGCAACAGACGCCCAUCUGACACUCACAGAUCCAUCCAGCUCUGACCAGUUCCACGUGGUCACGGUGUCGGACACAGGCCGAAACUGGAGCGACCAGGAGGUGCGAGCGCUCAUCCAAGUCUGGUCGGACGAGCGUGUGUGCAGGCAGCUGGAGAGCUCAACUAGAAAGAGAGACAUCUUUGUCCAGAUCUCCAACAGGUUGAUGCAGCAGGGCAUUGAACGCGACUGGAAGCAGUGCCACACCAAGUACAAAAACCUCAAGUACCUUUACCGUUCCCUUCAAAGAGGAAAGAGCGACGAAGCCGACCCCAGGCGCCUUAUGAGGUUCUAUGACGAGGUGGAUGCCAUUAUGAAUCGCAAAACAAACGGCUCGUCACAUGACACAGGAGCUGCAGAUCAACAAGCAGAUUCAAGCAGACUUGAGGUGUUGGAGGGCUGUGAGGAGAACGAACGCGUAGAUGUCUAUUUGAAAAAGCAGAACACAGUGACCACAGGGGCGGGAGCAGCCGAGGACAAAACCUGUAGUUCUGACUCUGUCUCGGAUGGGACAGCAAGCAAUGAAGAGCUGAGGCUGCAUGGAGACCAACAGCACACAUUAAUGAGCGCCUCUGAAGCUCGGGUAAAGAGAGAGGACGUCUCUUCAGCAAACAGAAGGAUGAAGAGGAAAGCUGUGGAUCAAGACCCCACAGUCCAGACACCAGUUAAAAAGCUGGACACUGGCUCUGAUAAGGUGGAGGCCCAGUGUAAAGAGGAGCAGGAUCCCAUCCCGAUAAUGAAGAUCAAUUCAGUCUGUUCAAUCGCCUCACCCGACCCAUCCCCAGAGAGAGAGGUAAUAUCUACUAAUCCCAUGUGAUAAAACAUUGUGCAAUCAAGGUGAACUGAAGAAAUAACAGGGCGUAAGAGUCCAGAGGACCUUUAUUAUUCCUGCCUGUUAGGAAAGCAUGAGUUUCAUCUUUUAAAGCUACAACCUCUAGUCAAUAAAUCAAUUAGUUUAGUGACAGAAAAUCAAUCAACUAUUUCAAUAACGGUCACUUUUCAAGCAAAAAAAGUCACAAUUUGAUGCAAUUAAACAAGCAAUUUGAGUAUUUGUUACUGGGCUAUUGUUGGGGUUAAUGCUGAAGCAGAUUAAUCAAUAAUUAAAGGAGCAGUGUGUAAGAUUUAGGGGGAUUCAGUGGCAGGAGGUUUUUACCGGGAGUCAAAUUAUCUGCAGGUCUCUUCCUCCUGGAAAUAACAUAUUAGAAUUCUUAAUUUAGGUGGUGUUCCCCUUUAAUUUGGGGGAACUGUAAUGCAUUAUUACUUUUUGGUAUUUGUUGUAUUUGUUGUUGCUCAUAAAAACCUCUUUUCUUAACUGUUAGUGUUCCCCAGUUCUCCUGGGCUGUGGUUAAUAAGCAGGCUACAACACUUGUCUCCUCCUCUUUGUUUAAUUUUCUGCAAGACAGUACUACACAUCCCAACUUAGGGGUACAGCAACUUCUCUUCACUGUAAAGCCCAAAGCACUCUCUCUCUCAUGUAUCACUCAUACCUGUCCCCACAAAACAAGCACAGGUAGGAGCCAAUUAGCUCAUAACCAAGGGAACACAAUGACUCCACUUAAACACUGAGCACGAAAAUACAAAUGAAAUAUACAAAGUCCUAUACGUGACAACGAAAUAAUAAUUUACCAGUAGCUCAAUAUUGCAGAAUCUGUUAGUGCUGAAAUAUAAAUAAUGCACCCAUUUAUAAAUAACGCAGUAACUUAUCCCUUUGAAACCUGGAGUUUUUGUGCUGCUUUCAGAUGCACCUUUGAAUCCUGAGCAAAUUGGUUUGGUUUCUUUCGUAACAAGGGGAAAAAGGCACUAAGCAGUUUGGUAAGAAACGUCCUAUGAAUUGCUGAAAAAAAAAUAGACAUUGAAUGUUAAUUCUAAAAAAAAAAAAUGGGAGAAAAGACAAAAAGCUAGGGAAAAUAUAUAUUUAUAAUUACUAUAAUUUUUACAAUUUAAAAUUAUGUCACAAAAUUAUUAUUUUUCAGCACUCUUCGGGUGUUUUUUGUUUAUUUUUAACUUUCUUUUUUACUAAUUUUCUUGUAUUUAAUUUUCUCUUUUUACUCAUUUCUUUUUCAAAUUUUUUGGUUAAUUUCUUCUUUCAUUGUUCAUUGCCUUCUUCCCAUGUUUUUUUUUAAUUUAUUUAUUUUUAUAAAUGAGAAGAUAUUGGAAAAAUGUGCACCAAACUGUAUUUAUAAUUAUCAGAAAUAUAUUUUUAAAAUUAUGUUACAAAUUCGUUGUUAUUUUUAAGCAUUUUUCAGGUUUCAUUUUUAUUAUUUAUUUACUAAUUUUCAGGUUAUUUUUUUGUAACAAUUUUUUUCGGCCAUUUCUUCCUAAGUUGCUCAUCGCCUCCUUCCCAAAGAAAUCAAGUCACUUUGCUCAUGUUUCAAAGGGUUAAGUAGUAAAAAAAGAAUCCCAAAUUAUAACGUGUGCAGUAAUUAUGGUCACAUAAGGACUCUGUAGCUGCAGACUAAUUGUUGUCACAUUUUUGUUCUCAGCACAGUGUCACAGCAAAACAAUGCUGCUUCCAGUCAGAUUGGAUUGAACAGUCCUGCAGAUACUUGUGACAAAACAUGCAAAACUUUGACUUUUUUUUUUUAGUGUUAAGUUAAAUUUCAAACAAAAUAAAAAGUUGUUUUUAGCCCACUUCAGGAGAACUCUUUGGGCUUGAUAUCUGCACAGUAGCUUUUGGUUGCACGGUUGGUGCCGGACACCCCAUGACAGUUAAAAGAGGACACACACACACACACACACACACACACACACACACACACACACACACACACACACACACACACAC